GGCGACCGCAAGUGCUGCAAUCAAUGAUGGGACUCCACCGGAAGACAUCGGGAGGCAGGCGUGGGAGAACUGCCGCCUACAGAUGCGGCGUGCUGCCACGGAGAACAUAACCACCGGUGUGUCCAGGCUUCGUGUGGGGAGCGACGUGGAUGCAGACGACAGCCGUCGGCCGAGUGGGGACGAGUCUCCGGAUUCCCGUUACGAAGAGGACGUGGAAGACGGUGAGGGGCUGGAGAUCCGACCCGUGGCUGCGCGUGGUGGAUGGAGGGGAGGACGCGGACGUCAGCAGAGGGGCGAGUCGCGUGAGUCGCGUGGUGGCCGAGGAUCGAGGGCUCCUGUGGGCGACAAGGGUGGCAAGCACCCAGCUUGGAGUGUGGAGGAGAUGCUGAAGCUCGCUCGAGCGAAGCGGGAUCAGCAAGCUCAUUUCGAGGGAAUGCCACACAACUAUGGCCGCAUGCGCAACAGGGAGUGGAAGUUGCUGGACCUGCAGAAGUGGCUGGUGGAGGUCGGAGUGGACAGGACAACGGACGACAUAGGGAAGAAGUGGGACAACGUCUUCCAGCAGUACAAGAAGGUGCAGCAUUACAAGAACAUGUCCGGCAUGAAGAACUUCUUCACAUUAACUCCUGCAACGAGAGCGGAUGAGGGUUUCAACUUCCGAAUGGAUGAGCGAGUCUUCAAUGAGAUCGACAACAUGCCAAAAAAUAACAAGACCAUCUACCCGGACAACGUGGCAGACACGAGCGCACGCGAAGCAGUGCCGGCAGCAAUGGAUGGUCACCGCCAACCGGCCAUUGGUGGAGAGUCCUCUGCUGGCGGAGAGGGGGGUGAUGGCGUUGACGAAGAUGCGGGUUCAGCGCGGGAGACGGGGUUCAGUGCAGGGAGCACGGGCACUCCAGCGAAGAGGAAGAACAUGCGGCAGCAGACCUUCGACGCCAUCGCCGAAGUCAUGGACAAACACGGUUCAUUGAUGGCGGACACGGUAGAGGGUGCGAGCAAACGACAGUGUAGCAUCCUGGAGCGGCAGAGUGACAUCCUCGAUCGGGAGGUUGAAGCCCAGAAGCGCCAGUGUGACAUACUGGAGAGGCAUUACACGACGUCCGAUGAGGCAAACAAGAUGAUGUGCACGGCGUUGAUGGAGAUUGCCAGAGCGAUAAGGGAUAGAUCUUGACGCCGGUGGCGUGAGGUUUGUCAAGCCGUUGAAGUGGAAUCGCCCGCCAUCUGGCCCGUCGUGAAAUGUGGUGCCGGUCCUCCGAACGACGACAUAAAUCUAGGAAACAAGGCGGGGGAUGGUGUGUGCGAUGGCCGUGUACCCUCGC
This is a messenger RNA of Chara braunii, 1319 nucleotides long. NCBI's taxonomy places the organism in Eukaryota, Viridiplantae, Streptophyta, Charophyceae, Charales, Characeae. The record is from the annotation of a GenBank genome assembly.